Oncorhynchus masou masou (cherry salmon) is the source of this 3437-nucleotide messenger RNA. Its product is annotated as multiple coagulation factor deficiency protein 2 homolog. Gene Ontology annotation, molecular function: calcium ion binding. The record is from RefSeq and is a predicted model, not a curated record. NCBI's taxonomy places the organism in Eukaryota, Metazoa, Chordata, Actinopteri, Salmoniformes, Salmonidae. The transcript has 4 exons. Bases 156 to 614 code for a protein of 152 amino acids.
ACGGCUCACAGCAAUGCCCAAAAAGGGUGAAGAUAGUAAAAAUACAAAUAGCUAAAGUGAACGGUUCCACGUCUGUUUUUCAGCUGAUGGAGCUCUCUUUCUCUCUUAGCUAGCUGCUCUUUCUGGCUGUCUGUGUAGUUACUGUACAGCCCAGAAUGGUGUUAAGAGUAAGUGGCAGGAGGAGCGUUGUGUGGGGCUGGCUACUCCCGGUCUCCUGCUUUCUGCUGUCUGUCUGUUCACAUGAGCAGGCAGCCCAAGAACACCCACCGGAGAUUCACCAUCCAAACAUGCACCUGGACAAGAACAUGGUCCAUGACAGAGAACACAUCAUGGAGCAUCUGGAAGGUGUGAUUGACAAACCUGAGUCGGAUAUGUUGCCACAGGAGCUGCAGUUGCACUACUUUAAGAUGCAUGACUAUGAUGGCAACAACUUACUGGAUGGGCUGGAGUUGGCCACAGCCAUCACUCAUGUACACAAAGAGGAAAGAGGAGAGGAAAGCCAGCCUAUGAAAGAGGAAGACCUCAUUAGCCUUAUAGAUGACGUUCUAAGGGAUGAUGACAAAAACAACGAUGGGUACAUAGACUACGCCGAGUUUGCCAAGUCCCUGGAGUAGAGGAGAGAUGCUGCCUAACUGCUGAGACCUCUCUCAGUGCACUGCACAUAACCACGCCACUUUUCAUCUCAAAGCAAAAUCUCUUGUUUAUUUACCUGAGCCAGUGUACAUGUCUCACGCUCUCUGGUGCUAUCACUAUCCUUUAUCCAUCCAGACAGCAUACCAGGGGUGGACAAACUUUUUGGCUCGAGGUCCACAUCGGGAGUUCAACGGAGGGCUGCACAGAUUUUUUUUGGGACUGAUUUUCAGGUUAGCAAAAGGGCAGUAAUUUAGAAAUUAUAAUGGCCCUAUAUAUUUUCAUCUCAUUUUAACCCAAAAUACCCCCCCCUUUGAAAUCACCCCUGAGAUAGAUACAGCUGAACUCGGAAGUUUGCAUGCACCUUAGCCAAAUACAUUUAAACUCAGUUUUUCCACAAUUCCUGACAUUUAAUCCUAGUAGAAAUUAUCUGUUUUCGGUCAGUUAUGAUCACCACUUUAUUUUAAGAAUAUGAAAUGUCAGAAUAAUAGUAGUGAUUUAUUUCAGCUUUUAUUUCUUUCAUCACAUACCCAGUGGGUCAGAAGUUUACAUACAGUCAAUUAGUAUUUGGUAGCAUUGCCUUUUAAUUGUUUAACUUGGGUCAAAUGUGUCAGGUAGCCUUCCACAAGCUUCUCACAAUAAGUUGGGUGAAUUUUGGCCCAUUCCUCCUGACAGAACUGGUGUAACUGAGUCAGGUUUGUAGGUCCCCUUGCUCGCACACGCUUUUUCAGUUCUGCCCACAAAUUUUGUAUGGGAUUGAGGUCGGGGCUUUGUGAUGGCCGCUCCAAUACCUUGACUUUGUUGUCCUUAAGCCAUUUUGCCACAACUUUGGAAGUAUGCUUUGGGUCAUUGUUUAUUUGAAAGACCCAUUUGCAACCAAGCUUUAACUUCCUGACUGAUGUCUUGAGAUGUUGCUUCAAUAUAUCCACAUUAUUUUCCAUCCUCAUGAUGCCAUCUAUUUUGUGAAGAGCACCAGUCCUUCCUGCAACAAAGCACCCCCACAACAUGAUGCUGCCACCCCCGUGCUUCACGGUUGGGAUGGUGUUCUUCGGCUUGCAAGCCUCCCCCUUUUUCCUCCAAACAUAAGGAUGGUUAUUAUGGCCAAACAGUUCUAUUUUUGUUUCAUCAGACCAGAGGACAUUUCUCCAAAAAGUACAAUCUUUGUUUCUAUGUGCAGUUGCAAACUGUAGUCUGGCUUUUCUAUGGCGUUUUUGGAGCAGUAGGUUCUUCCUUGCGGAGCGGCCUUUCAGGUUUUGUCGAUAUAGGACUCGUUUUACUGUGGGUAUAAAUACUUUUGUACUUGUUUCCUCCAGCAUCUUCACAAGGUCCUUUGCUGUUGUUCUGGGAUUGAUUUGCACUUUUCGCACCAAAGUACUUUCAUUUCUAUGAGACAGAACGCUUCUCCUUCCUGAGAUGUAUGGUGGCUGCGUGGUCCCAUGGUGUUUAUACUUGCGUACUGUUGUUUGUACAGAUGAACGUGGUACCUUCAGGCAUUUGGAAAUUACUCCCAAGGAUGAAGCAUACUUGUGGUCUACAAUUUUGUUUUUGAGGUCUUGGCUGAUUUCUUUUGAUUUUCCCAUGAUGUCAAGCAAAGAGGCACUGAGUUUGACGGUAGGCCUUGAAAUGUAUCCACAGGUACACCUCCAAUUGACUCAAAUGAUGUCAAUUAGCCUAUCAGAAGCUUCUAAAGCCAUGACAUCAUUUUCUGGAAUUUUCCAAGCUUUUUAAAGGCACAGUCAACAUGGUGUAUGUAAACUUCUGGCCCAUUGGAAUUGUGAUACAGUAAAGUAAUCUGUCUGUAAACAAAUAUUGGAAAAAUUACUUAUGUCAUGCACAAAGUAGAUGUCCUAACCGACUUGCCAAAACUAUAGUUUGUUAACAAGAAAUUUGCGGAGUUGUCAAAAAACAAGGUUAAUUGACUCCAACCUAAAUGUAUGUAAACUUCCAACUUCAACUGUAUAUAUAUUAUUACAGAAACUGCCAAAUUUGUCUGCUGUAUGCUCACAACUAAAUGAGUUCAGUCAUGUUGGAAUUUAAUAUUUACCUAAGUGAUGCCUUGCUGUAAGAUUAUGGACCAAUAUAUUUAAGUUAGGCCAUUAACGACAACUGCCUGUGGUCCUUAACUUUAAGUGUGGCCUUUACUAUGACUCAUGGUGGGAAUUAUAUGGCUCAGAAGCAGCCUAAUGUACCACAGAAUAAAUAUGAGAGUGUGGGAAUGGCAAAGCAGGUUUGGAGGAUUUGUCUGAUCACAGAAACACGCUAUGAACAGUGUUGCGUACAGUUGGAACAAAACGGAAGACAGUGUUUUGAAACCGAGGAAGUAAUACCUCGGCUAGUCCUAUAAGUAUGCUCAUUCUUGUUUUCAAAACACUUUCUCCUAUUUGUUUGUACAUCAACGCGACCCAGGUAAGAUAAACGCCACGCACGUUACAGGCCUGGUUCUGGUCAAACACAGGCAAUAACAAAUUAGUACUUUUUCUGCUGAUCACUACAUGCAUCCUUAACGUGGUCUGUUACCCACCUAUCUGAAUGCUCAACUCCGCUUCCAGUUUACAGCAGGGCUGAUACUCGAGAUUAGCAGAAUCUGAAUGUAAUACCGGAGCUGUGUUGUGCUGCGCAUUGUGAUUUCUUUGUCACUGGAUUCAGUUGACUUGCAGCACUGUGAGAUCUCUGGGUGAUGCCAUUACUCAAGGGACAACUUAAUUUGACAGAUGUGCUAUAAGUAGAAUGCAUGGUUGUGUUGCUAUAAAUGUUAGCUGCCUAUUGAAGUGACAAUGUUAUGCGUAGGUACACCUCACUUGAUUUCC